ACUACCGGUACAACAAACGACAACAUCAUCGUCAACAGCAAAAAUAUUGCGUUGAACUCCGAGGACAGCAUCUGCAGUUUCAGAAAGAAAAAAAAAGAAUCGGUUAAAACCCGCAAUCAUCAGACAUUGGAACGAUGAGCAAUCCAUUGAAGAGCUUCUUCCAAGGAUUUCAGGAGACCGAAGACUCUCGAAUCGGACGCCUCUCGGAGCGUGUGGCAGAGUGAGUUGAAACAAUGUGCGCCCAUUUAGCCUGAGCGAUAUAUAUUCCCAAUGCAACUUCCGACCAGCAAUGUGUCUCAAMAUCUAUCUCCGUAUUUUACACCCUUUCUCAUCAUUUGGUAUAAUUUAUUUUGAUCUUAUCUAAUGGCGACUAAAAAAAAACAAUCGCACCGAAAAGGGGCUCUGUCGAUUCUCAAAAACAUUCAGAUGAAUACAACCGUCCCAAUAUGUUUACGCAUCUAUAUUACCUUCAGGAUGAACCCCGUCAACGCGGAUACAACGUAUACUCCAAUAUGAGCUCGUUCUUCAAGGGACGAGACGGUGGAGCUGCAUCUUCUUUCCAUUCGGUUCGUUAUUACAACGAAGAAGCCAAGAAGAAGAGGGCGGCUUUGGUAGAGAAAUACAAYGUCGAAAGUGCAGUGGCUACUCACACMGGAACAACGGAGUAGAGUUACCAGAGAGAUUGACGAGAAUUCAGUAGAAGAACAAAUAGUGGUGGAAAAGCCCGCCUCUUGAGUUGCUUUCUUUUCAUCUGAAAUUUGACCGAAGCAACAUGAUGAACCAAUACUUCUUUUGUAAUAGCGGAAGCAACAUUUUUUUCGAACUCCUGGUAUGACCUGACAAAUCAUUGUCUGUGUCAACUUUCUUGGCUACAUCAGUCAUAGUAGUAGCAGGAACAAAAGAUUAAUAGAGAUGAGUCAAGAUG
This is a messenger RNA of Pseudo-nitzschia multistriata, 925 nucleotides long. Lineage: Eukaryota; Bacillariophyta; Bacillariophyceae; Bacillariales; Bacillariaceae. The record is from the annotation of a GenBank genome assembly.